UUUUAAUUUAGAAGGAAAAACAAAAGUUUGCCGUUCCCGGGGUCUUUCUGGCUUCACAACGCGGGGUUUAAAACAGCUUUUCUCUCCCAUCUGCGGUCCAAACAGCAAGAAACUUGCCCGAAUGAAAGUCCACUGUCUUCUCUUCACUCUCCGAAGAAACUGGGGUGAUUUUGCGGCACUCGUUUUACGAAAAAUAUGAAUUUAUAACUCCGAAGAAACACAGACUCGGAGGAGGAAAAGCUCUUCCUGGCUAACAGUUAGGCGGGCUCUGCAAAGCACCAAUCACAGAUCACCGCUUCGCUAUAAAUUCAGGCAUCGGGGUUACUGUAGCCCAAUUACUUUCUUUUGAUUAGGAAGAAGUCUCUGCAGCGAUGUCGGAGACCGCUCCCGCCGCCGCUCCCGCCGUCGCGGCCCCCGCCGCCAAGGCCGCCGCCAAGAAGCCGAAGAAGGCGGCGAGCGGCUCCAAAGCCCGCAAGCCCGCGGGGCCCAGCGUCACCGAGCUGAUCACCAAGGCCGUGUCCGCCUCCAAGGAGCGCAAGGGGCUCUCGCUCGCCGCGCUCAAGAAGGCGCUGGCCGCCGGCGGCUACGAUGUGGAGAAGAACAACAGCCGCAUCAAGCUGGGGCUCAAGAGCCUCGUCAGCAAGGGCACCCUGGUGCAGACCAAGGGCACCGGCGCCUCCGGCUCCUUCCGCCUCAGCAAGAAACCCGGGGAAGUGAAGGAAAAAGCCCCGAAGAAGAGAGCAGCUGCGGCCAAGCCUAAGAAGCCGGCGGCGAAGAAGCCCGCCAGCGCCGCCAAGAAGCCCAAGAAGGCGGCAGCGGUGAAGAAGAGCCCCAAAAAAGCCAAGAAGCCGGCGGCCGCCGCAGCCAAGAAGGCAGCGAAGAGCCCCAAGAAGGCGACAAAGGCUGCCAAGCCCAAAAAAGCCGCGGCAGCAGCCAAGAGCCCGGCUAAGGCGAAAGCAGUGAAGCCCAAAGCAGCCAAGCCCAAGGCGGCCAAGCCGAAAGCAGCCAAGGCGAAGAAGGCAGCGCCGAAGAAAUGAAGUGUUGAAGUGGAAAUACUUUUAAACCCAACGGCUCUUUUAAGAGCCACCCACUAUUGUCCCCAAAAGGGCUGAUACACUCCGUCACUGAGCUCCGUGCCUGCAGCAUAGCCAACUAUUCUCCACUAUCCGUGUGGGACGUUCGUAUGUGGAGUGGAUGGGACGCUAAACUUCCGGCCCUGGUUUUACUCUAAGACUUGGAAAAAUAAAAGUUUACAUUCCCGGC
This is a messenger RNA of Camarhynchus parvulus, 1263 nucleotides long. Its product is annotated as histone H1.10. Gene Ontology annotation, cellular component: nucleosome. The record is from RefSeq and is a predicted model, not a curated record. The coding region runs from base 372 to 1037 and encodes 221 amino acids. Lineage: Eukaryota; Metazoa; Chordata; Aves; Passeriformes; Thraupidae. The transcript has a single exon. Gene Ontology annotation, biological process: nucleosome assembly. Gene Ontology annotation, molecular function: structural constituent of chromatin; DNA binding.